This is a messenger RNA of Toxoplasma gondii ME49, 1169 nucleotides long. RefSeq names its product ribosomal protein RPS29 (gene RPS29). Bases 144 to 608 code for a protein of 154 amino acids. NCBI's taxonomy places the organism in Eukaryota, Apicomplexa, Conoidasida, Eucoccidiorida, Sarcocystidae. The record is from RefSeq and is a predicted model, not a curated record. The transcript is spliced from 3 exons.
GCGAGGACUUCUAUCACAGUUACACACGGGAGCAAGGAAAGGAGCUCAGCCGCGUCUGGUCUCUGUUCAGCCACUGACGUCAACGAUAGGAAGCAGUUUCUGGGAAUUUCCCCAGUCCGUCUAACUGAACUACUCAGCACAGCAUGACAAAUAAGCCGAUUGACGCAAGUGUUAUCUCGCAAACGUCUCUUCCUGAAGAAGUCCAGCAGGGCCUUCCCGUCGAGACAGUGGGGAAGAGUGAGGACAUUCGAAGCCGCCGCGGCCUCACACGCGUUUCGCACCAGACUCCAGCAGGGGUCGACGCAGAAGGAUGGGAAAGCGGCGAAAAUUCGAACAAAUACAAUUUCCUUUUCCAGAGUCAACCCGCCCCACCUCGUAUCGAAGCAGAAAGAAAGCCGGGUGUGCUUCAACCGCCACGGUAUGGUGCGCAAGUAUGGCCUGAUGAUGUGUCGUCAGUGCUUCAGAGAGCGCGCGAACCAAAUCGGCUUCGUCAAGUACCGAUAAGUCUCAAGGUGUUCUACGCUGAUGACGCGACCUUCGAGCAAGCCGUGACACGGUGCGACGGAAUGGCGCCAGUGGAUGGCAGCACUGCAUGUGUUAAUCCUUAAUGGGCCGCCCCAUACGCAGGCAUGUGCGCACGUGUGUGUAUGUGGGUGUACGUAGUACAGUGAAAACGUGCGUGUUGCGGAGGAAGAACAUUCUUAGGCGUGAAAUGUGGGAGAAGGAAGACCACUUCCGAUCCUCUUUUCUUUCUCCUAGUGUGUAAUGCUCCGGGAGAGCGUCUGUUGUUUUACUGACUUUCGCAUGUAAGCAUUAAAACGCACACAGGAGCGGCGAACUCUCGCCAAAUUACGUCACCUUUUGGCUACCCAUCACUUGCGGUGGUUUAUAUAGGGACGUUGCCUUCCCGCGAUGCCGCCGCGGGCAAUUUAACAUGCAUUUAGACAAAGCGGGUUGCUCCCGUUUUUCACGGCAGAUCAUUGUUGACAGUUGCGCAGAACCGUAGCACGGAUUCCGGCGAGGCGUUGUGCAGAUUGCGAUAAGUGUUGUUUUCUUAUUGUGGUAAGAGGAACCACGUAUUUUUUGCUCGCGAAAGUAGCGGCAGCAGCGGCACAUUUCGUCGUGUGGUCUGUAUAUAACCGAGUAUCAACUUAGAUGCACAGAUGGAC